AUGUCAUUUACUCCGUCCCUAGCCAUAGAUGAAGCAGCAAGCUAUCUAUCAUCUUCACCAUCCCUCUCAAAGGUUUCUACCACCAUCAAACUCGAGAUCUAUGGUCUAUUCAAAUAUCUCAAGGUGGCCCCGAAGCCGCAGGGCUCACGACCAUCGAUCUUUGACAUGACAGGACGCGCCAAGUGGGAUGCGUGGAAAGCGGCGAGCGAGAUGUAUGAGAACAAGAGCCACGCCGCGGAACAGAGGUAUCGUGCAAUCGCUCAGGAACUGGGAUGGAGACCAGGUCCUACUCCCACCGCUCUGGGCGAGGCGCCCGAGAAGCGAUCGGAGGAUGAAGGCGCGGAUGCAGGCGUGUGGGAUGACUCUGCUGGCUCGGAGUCGUCCAAGUCCUCAGGUGGUGGAGGCGGUGGCGGCGGCAUGGGAACAUCCGUUAGCUCAAUGGUCGACCCAGGCCUGGCUUUGGGUGAGGCUCAGACGUUGCAUGGAUUAGCUAUCGCAGGAGAUUCAGAGAAAUUGAUGGCGUUCUUGCUUGCGAAUCCAGCGGCAGAUGUAAACGCACGCGAUGAAUUUGGUUACACCGCCCUUCAUUUGGCUUGUGACAGAGGUAAGCUUGCCUCUCGUCCAGGUUUUACUGAGCAAGGGAGGGAAUCCUCUGAUCCCGACGAUUAUACCGCAGCGGAGCUAGCUCAGGUAGCUGGACAUGAAGAUAUAUACGACCUCCUGAAUAGAUAG
Suillus paluster is the source of this 732-nucleotide messenger RNA. RefSeq lists its product as uncharacterized. NCBI's taxonomy places the organism in Eukaryota, Fungi, Basidiomycota, Agaricomycetes, Boletales, Suillaceae. Gene Ontology annotation, molecular function: protein binding; fatty-acyl-CoA binding. The record is from RefSeq and is a predicted model, not a curated record. The transcript has 4 exons. The coding region runs from base 1 to 732 and encodes 243 amino acids.